Molecule: messenger RNA, 4240 nt
Organism: Pocillopora damicornis (cauliflower coral)
Lineage: Eukaryota; Metazoa; Cnidaria; Anthozoa; Scleractinia; Pocilloporidae
Product: protein sidekick-1
Molecular function (GO): protein binding
Source: RefSeq, a predicted model, not a curated record
CAACGAAGUGACAGAUUGUUUUGCUUGAACUGCGGACGAUAUUGCCACAAAUCAAACAAAGCCAAUUUUAAAGAGUGAGGAAACAAAGACAUCUCUUUUCGGAUAAGAUUCCUGUCACAAAAGACCGGUCAAGCAAAACGAUCGUGAUACACGCAUACCGUGACAAACUCAAUCGAAACACAUGGCGCAAUUUUAUCUUUGUUUCCGGGUAGCUUUUCUCGUUGUAUUUCUUCCUUUGACCUCAGGGGCCUGUGUUGAUUUAGAUCUUGGAAUGGGAAGUGGAGCAAUCUCAGACAGUGAGAUAGCUGCCUCCUCUGAACAGAGUGCCAACACACCAGCCAGGAAUGGUCGAUUGAACUUUACAUCAGGGUCAUCAUGGUGCGCAGGAACAAAUGACACUAAUCCAUACCUACAGAUUGAUCUAAGGACACUUCAUAUCAUCUGUGCUGUGUCCACCCAAGGGAAUUCUCAAGCAGAUCAGUGGGUGAAGACUUACACCCUACAAUUAUCCACAGAUGGGAUAACUUGGACAGACUAUAAGGAAUUAGGUGGACAGGCUAAGGCUUUAGAGGGAAAUAAGGAUAGAAACUCAAAUGUCAAACACGUUCUAUAUGGAGUGUUAACAAGAUAUUUGCGAUUCCUACCACAAACACACCUGGCUGAGGUGUGUAUGAGAACAGAGGUGUUUGGAGUGCAACAGAAACCAACAUGUGAUUCACAGGCAAUUGGUUUGGCCAGCGGUGGUAGAAUUCCAGAUGACAGCUUCUCAGCCAGUUCAGAAUUUAAAGCCAGAUAUGCAGCUAAAUAUGGUCGUCUUAAUGGAACAGGGGCAUGGGAACCUAAGACUACUACUGAUCCUGAUGACUACCUACAAAUUGACCUUCUCUAUGAGUAUGUUAUCUGUGCUGUUGCGACUCAAGGAAAUCCACCAACCCAAUCUGUAGGUGCUCAAGAAUGGACCACAGAGUACAAACUAAGAUUUUCUCUCCAUGGUACUCCUUUUUUCCCUUAUAAAGAAAAUAAAAUUGACAAGGCCUUUCCAGGAAAUUCAGGAAAAACUGACACAGUGAAAAACAGUCUAAAGGAAUUUGCAAGUGCAAAGUUUAUACGCUUUCUGCCAACAAAGUACAAUGUGUUCAAGGUUCUGAGGGUGGAGGCUUAUGGAAUACUUUUGACUAAAGUUCCAUCACAACCUCCCACCGCCUUCCAGUUGACUGCCAGCUCUUCUACCAGCAUCACAGCUUCUUGGCAGUUACCACCAGUCUUUGCCAGACAUGGAAACAUUGCAGGGUUUAAAUUGUUUUACAAAAAGAAAGGUUCUGCUGGGUCAGCAACAACCUUGACUAUUAGCGAUGGAGCAACAUUAAAUAGAACUGUCAGUGGGCUUAAUAAGUACACAGAAUAUGAAUUUCAAGUUUUGGCCUUCACUUCUGAUGGUGAUGGACCAAAAAGUUUAGCGAAAGUGAAAAGAACAAUGGAAGAUGCUCCUUCACAACCUCCAUCUAACUUCAAUGUCACUCCAACCUCCUCUACUGGUUUAAAAGCAUCAUGGCAACUACCACCAGCAAACUCCAGGAAUGGAAUAAUUAAAGGAUUCAAAUUGUUUUACAAAAGGAAAGACUCGUCAGGCUCAGGCACCAUUCUUUUUAUCAACAGUGAAUCAACUUUAAACAAAAGUGUCAAUGGGCUUUAUGAGUACACAGAGUAUGAAUUUCAAGUGUUGGCCUUUACUUCUGCUGGUGAUGGCAUAAACAGCUCUGUUGUUGUUGAGAGAACAAAAGAAGAUGUUCCUUCACUGCCGCCUAGUGGCUUUACUUUAGCUGCAAGCACUUCUACAAGUAUUACAGCAUCCUGGCAGUUACCACCAAAAGACUCCAGAAAUGGAAUCAUCACAGGAUAUAAAUUGUUCUACAAAAAGAAAGGCUCAUUAGGGCCAGCAAGCAUGCAGCCCAUUAACAGUCAAGCAAAUCGCUCUCAAGAGGUCACUAGGCUUGAUAAGUACACAGAAUAUGAGUUUCAAAUAUUGGCAUUCACUUCUGUUGGGGAUGGACCAAAAAGUACAGUUGUUUAUGAGAAAACAAAGGAGGCGGAGCCCAGUCAUGGACCAGAAGAUAUAUCUUCCUCUGCAGUGAGCUCCGCAAAAUUCAAUAUAACUUGGCGUGGUCUGUCAAGAGAAGUAGCCAAUGGCAUUAUCAUAAACUACGAAGUUAGGCUCAGUGUAGUAGAAAACUGUACAGCGAUCAAGUCUUCCUAUAAUUCAACCAUUAACACGACCACCACUUAUGUUAUCGUGACUGGACUCUCUUUGUGUGCCAAGUACGAGGUGUCUGUUAGAGGAUACACUGUUGUGGGGCCUGGACCCUACAGCAACCCUGUAAUGGUGCAGACAUUGGCUGCGGUUUGGUCUAAAGAAACGCCAUCUUCACCUUCGUUUUCUGCAAAAUCAAAUGAAGGAGGAAUUUCAGUUAAAGUCACGCUUCCACAUUUUCCUGGAAAUGCAAGGUUUUUCCAAGUUAUCAUCAUUACAUACAGCUCAAACUAUACUGGUGCUGUUAACCUACCGGGAAGAUUUACAACACAAGACAUGAUGACGUAUGAAGAAGCGCACAAAUCUACCGUUCCUGCUGCUUAUGUCGCUUUUCAGUUUGGAGGAAAUGAUUUUGAUAAAAAUCGAGAAUUUGUUGUCGGAGAUGGAGCGGAAUCCAGCAGUAAAGAAAGGAGUAAGAGAAGUAGUGGUGAUCAGUUUUAUUACAACAAACCAUUGCAGCCGAAUACCAACUACAAAGUGUUCCUCAGGGCUUUUGACUCCGAGACGGUUUAUGUCUCUAGUAACUUUGUAAACAUCGACACUAAAGGUACACCUAUCAUCAAAGGUCUCCCAAAGACAACCAUUACAGAAAUUGGCGAACUGGCAGUGCUGACUUGUGAGGUUAGUGGAGACGCAAAGGCUUCUGUUACCUGGACCAAAGAUGGACUUGGCAGUAUACCUCGCGCUCAGUUCGAGAACAACAAGAAGAUACUCAUUAUAAGAGAUGUUGUUCCUGGUGACAGUGGCAUUUAUGAGUGUAAAGCAAUGAAUAUGUUUGGAGAGAGCCGUACAGCUACGAUAGUCAUUGUCGCUGUGCCACCAAGAAUUAUCGUAGAAAUUUCCCCUUCUUCAGUGAUGUGUGAAAAGCAAACUCCGUGUUUGCUCUCAUGUCAAGCAACAAGCUAUAUUCCGUUUAACUACUCUUGGACUAAAGAUGGCCAGGUUCCAACUGGUGGUGGUAUCAAGUUAAUGAAUAACAGUAUCAUUGUCACGCCACGGGAUGUACAAGAUUAUGGGCAGUAUGUGUGUCACGCUACAAACAGCUUUGGUUCAACAGAGUAUAAAAUCACUCUGCUUUCUCCUAAGGAUAAUGAAGAUGAUGGCGGUAAAUACCCUCAAAACGAUACACAAAGCAUCUUCCUUGCUAGUGUAAUCGUGCUGUCUUGUAUUGUGGUCGUGUUGCUCAUAAUAAUUUGUGGGCUGAUAUGGCAGCGGAGACGAGCUGUUCCCAAUAAAAAGACACAGAGUGAAGAAAUCACUGACUUUGAUGGCGUCAAAUCUUCACCUGAUCAACAGCGACGUGAUCAGCACGCUUCAGACCCGGACUUAUAUACGGAACUCAAACUCAGGCCUUCGAACCAAGAGUCUCAUAUUCCUACUGAGCAUCAGUCGUUACAGGAAGAACCCGAGAACCCCGGAUAUUACAAUGUGGCGUUUCAGAAAGAAAAUGGCGAGAAACAAAAUGAAGAAGUGUAUGUGGAAUUAUGCUAAUCUCACAACUAAUUUUGUAUCCUUCUAGUUCAGAUUGUCCAUCUUGUGUUAUAUGCUAUGCUUAGUUAUAUGCGCAUGUUGAUUUGUUCUGUAUGAUCUAAUGGAGGACAGACGCAUAGAUGGCGUCACCAUUAACAAUAUCUUGCUUCUUCAUUGUAAAUACAAAGAGAUUCCAUGUUGCCGUGAAUCUGUUCUGUAAUAAGUCACAGAAGACGUCAAAAUGUGCUAAAAAGAACAGUGCCAGACUCGACUGCGCUUCGUGUGCCACACUUAAGUUCUUACCACAUUUUAACGUCAUACAUAACAGAACAGACACACGCCUACAUGGAAUCUAAUUGGUAAUUAGAAACGGUACUUCGGUUUGUGAAAGACUUUGUUCUUGUCUCGCGUAAAGAAGCACUUCGUAAUUUGGCAAUGAAAUGCAUACGUUUGACGUUUUCU